Molecule: messenger RNA, 2188 nt
Organism: Ostrea edulis (European flat oyster)
Lineage: Eukaryota; Metazoa; Mollusca; Bivalvia; Ostreida; Ostreidae
Exons: 7
Coding region: 1-1311 (436 amino acids)
Source: RefSeq, a predicted model, not a curated record
AUGGUGAUCGAGGAGAAGUUGGAUGAAUCAAGAAAAAAUUGUUCGUCUGGUGAUAAUUCACAAGAAUGCCUAGGAAAUGAAGAAAGGUAUCCAUCUGAUGCAUCAGAGAGUGAGGAAUCGGAAGAAGAGCAUGAGAAGAUGAUUUGUUGGAGACGAGUUGUGGAACUUGGAAUUCUAGUGGACAAUUUGGAAAAAGGUUGUGCUGCGUGUGUGCCUUUUCAAAUACAAUGCUUCCUGAAAAUCAAUUACUUUCCCAUCGAAGGUGGGACUGCGGAAUUAGAGUGCACGUCUCAUGAAACCUUUAUCAACCAACACGUAUCCUGGAUUAAUCCACAGAACGAGAUUGUUUCAAACUGCUCAUUUCCUGGUUACUGCACAAUACCAACAGACCCGAGAAUUCAUGUAACAGGUAGAAAUGAGACAUCAACAUUGCGUAUACACAGGGCAGCCUAUACAGUAGAUAAUGGAGUUUGGUAUUGUGUAUUCAACACCUACCAAUCAUUUGAACGACUUUAUAUUAUAUCAAAGCCUGCAUAUUUUUCUUUCCUCAAUCCUCCACCUUACGGCAAAUCGAUUUCAAAAAAUUCGAUACAUUUAAUUUCAAAAGCGGAUUGCAUUUAUCCCGAACCGAAAUAUAUUGACUUGAAGUACAGGAUUAAGGGUAAUGGAAAAUUUAACAUUUUUCAAUUGAGAAGACCAAAAUAUCAAUAUAUUACGAAUACAUCUUUAUGCCGAGACCACGAAACUUCAAUAAACAUCACGAUCCACUUAUACAAAGACGACUUCCAUAAAGUAAUUGUGUUCUUCAAGUUUUCUUACACCACGUUAUCAGGACAUACAUUCAGUACUACCGAUGUAGUUGGUAUAACCUUUCCAGGCAGUUCAACUGCAUGCCAUUUGAAUCCUUGUCAACAUAAUGGCAGCUGUUUAGAAUCUGGAGAAUGCAACUGUUCAUCAAAGUUUACUGGAUCGUUUUGCGAAGACGCAAUAAGCAACGAAGGCACCAUCCUCCCAAGAUCUUCAACGACUGUCAUUUCAACAGUUUCUACAACAGAUGGACUGGACGAAAAUGUCUUAUAUAUAAUUUUGGUAUUGAUAGCGAUAUUUUUGCUUGGUUUUGGGUGCGUGUGCUGGUUCCGAUACAAAGGAAAUAACCCAAACGUUUAUGGUGAAUUAGAAGAUACAACUUGGUGUUGCAGUUUUACAAAUCGGGCUUCGAAUGAAAUAAACACCGAUGUGUCUCCAGAAGAAACUGCUAAAAUUUCAGCAGAUACAACGUUGGGUGUAGAUGCUAAAGAGACAGAUGUGUAACCGAAAUGCAAAUUGUUUGCAACAUGCUGACUUUAAGAAGACAGUGGAAUCAUGUUAAGUUAAAUUUUAUAAAAGCGUCUGUGAAAUUAUCAUUGACUUCUAAAUGAUAAUAUAGUAAAAUUAUAUUGUACAUUGUGUACAUAAUAUGCAUAAAUAAUUAUCAUACAUAUUGUCUUUAUGCUUUAAGGUGAUGUUAGACGUUCAAGUGCGAUAUAAUAGUACGGAAAAGGAAAAAAAAAUCACACCCCUAAUUUGUAUUCAUAUCAAAGUGGCUUGGAAUGUUUGUUUAAAGAUAUUACCACUUUCUUUAGAUACGAAUCAUAAUAUUUCAAACUAUUCAUUCUGUUUAUUCAUGUGAAAGAGUUAUGGUGAUUUUUAAAAUGUCAUUAACGAAUUUUACACAACUAUUAAACAAGAAAAAAAUAUCUUAAUAUUAAUGAAACACAAAGCUUUAAGCAUUUUCAAAAGAUUCAAUGAGAAAGAGAAUUUCUUAUCAUAACGAUAAUGUUCUUCAAAGUGUCAAAGAAUCUAAAUAUUUGGGGAUUGCAUUCUCCUGGUACAGGUUGUUGUAGUAAAGCCAAUACGUAGGAGCUAUGUAUAAUGUCAUUGAAUGAAAGAACAAUGUAGUCCUUUUAGGUUACCUGUGAAAUGCCAGAUCGACUUGUUUUAUAACAUUAGGGCUAGUAUUAUUAUAUGGAUUUCAGAAAUCGAGAUUUGAAAAUUGAGGUACUGUAGUGGACAGUAUAGAGGGAAUUUAUACUGUCUCGCUUGAGAACUAGCUUUUCUGGGUAUGUAGUAGAUUCUCUCCAUUGAUUACGCGGUUAAGAAACGGCGGAUGUGAUCAGUCCUUAGAUAAGUGACCGCUACUUGUUACAAA